This is a messenger RNA of Planococcus citri (citrus mealybug), 1364 nucleotides long. Its product is annotated as zinc finger protein GFI1 homolog pag-3-like. Lineage: Eukaryota; Metazoa; Arthropoda; Insecta; Hemiptera; Pseudococcidae. The transcript is spliced from 5 exons. The record is from RefSeq and is a predicted model, not a curated record. The coding region runs from base 168 to 920 and encodes 250 amino acids. Gene Ontology annotation, molecular function: DNA-binding transcription factor activity, RNA polymerase II-specific; RNA polymerase II cis-regulatory region sequence-specific DNA binding. Gene Ontology annotation, biological process: regulation of transcription by RNA polymerase II.
UUAACGUAUAAACCUGUGUAUAGAUUUUUAUUCUCGAACUAGCGGAAUGUGUAAACGGUCAUUGUUUCUGAUGAAUUUGCCUAGUGCUGAGAUUACGAGUUUUUAUUGAAGUUUUAAUCUUCUAGAGUUCAGUGUUUGACGGUGUUUUGUGUGGUGUAUUUUAUUUUAUGUUGGAUUGCGAAUUAAGAAUGGAUCCUCAUUCAAGAACACCGCCAAUUUUUGUACCUAUAGCUCCGUUCAUUUGGCCUCCACCGAGUAUUUUGUUUUCUUAUUCUUCAUCACUGUUCCAAAAAAAAUAUCUAGAUGGACUUUUAGACAAAAAGAGCAAUUACAACAUCGAAAGCCUGUCCAAAUGUGAAGUUACAGAUGACGAGAGACCUUUGAACCUAUCUGUUAAGCAGAAAAAAUCUAGUGAUAUAUGGUCUCCUGCUGUAAUAUGUGAACGAGAAGACAAUGCUGAGCAAAAGUUACCAUUCAAGCAAUCAACACAAAAUGAGAAAACCUUUCAAUGUAAGCAGUGUGGAAAAAUAUUCAAACGUUCGUCUACAUUAUCAACUCAUCUGCUAAUUCACUCGGAUACCAGACCAUACCCUUGUGAAUUCUGUGGUAAAAGAUUUCACCAAAAAUCAGACAUGAAAAAGCAUACCUAUAUUCACACAGGCGAAAAACCUCAUAAAUGCGUCAUAUGUGCGAAAGCCUUCAGCCAAUCUUCUAAUUUGAUAACACACUUGAGAAAACAUACCGGCUAUCGACCAUUUUCCUGCGGUCUAUGUGAUAAAGCUUUUCAAAGGAAAGUUGACCUUCGAAGACAUCGUGAAGGUCAACAUCCCGGAUCACCUUCUCAGCAAUGUCAAAUCACUAGUACGACGUCGAUUAGUUUUUCAAAAUCUGUUCACGUCGAACUGAAUUCUUCGAAAUGAACGUCAUGCUACUCGAAUCUGCAAAUUGAAAAAAAAAGUAUGGUAGAUGAGGAUGACGUAUGAAAAGUAAUGAAUCAUUUCGCAUGUCGUUGUGUAGUUUUUCAUACUUGUUGUCUGCCAACAUUCUUUUUUUUUUAAUGUGGAAAAAUUACGACAUACUGAUUUCUAAUUACGACUUCUGGUUACCAGCUGUCCAAAGUAUCGUUGAAUUUUUUUUUCUUCUACUGAUUUUCGAAAAUCUGUUGCAAGUCUUGACGUUUAGUCUACGGCGGUUGUUGAAAAUUCAUUUAUAAUGAAGCAUACAGCCGCAAGUUUCUUUUCUUUCUGUUUUUUUGACGUAGAGCAGACACCACGUUUGUUGUUUAAUUCGAAUAAUUAUAUUGAUAAGGUUUGUGUUAUUUAUCGUUUGUAUGUAUUUGAAUAUAUGUCAUCUUUGUUUCAAUA